GUUGCCCGGGCAACCGUCUUGCCGCGUCUUCCUGAGGGAGCUCUUGUCAGCCGGCGGAUCCCAUCACCCGCUCCCCACUGCCCCGCGGUUUUCGCGUGGGCCUGGAGAGUAAGGGACAACAAAAAUGGCGGAGCGGAGCCAGACGGCGCCUGAGGCAGGCAACAAUACGGGAAAUGAUGAUAUUAUUGGAGGAAAUGUCAGCAAGUAUAUGGUGCUUCCAGCUGGUUACUGUGGACAGCCCAAGAAAGGACAUCUUAUUUUUGAUGCUUGCUUUGAAAGUGGUAACCUUGGCCGAGUGCACCAGGUCUCUGAGUUUGAGUACGAUCUGUACAUUAGGCCGGAUACCUGUAAUCCACGCUUCCGAGUUUGGUUCAACUUUACAGUUGAAAAUGUAAAAGAAUCACAGAGAGUUAUUUUCAACAUUGUUAACUUCAGUAAAACCAAGAGUCUUUACAGAGAUGGUAUGGCCCCUAUGGUGAAAUCUACUAGCAGACCAAAAUGGCAAAGGCUGCCACCUAAAAAUGUUUACUACUAUCGAUGCCCAGACCAUAGGAAGAAUUACGUGAUGUCCUUUGCAUUCUGUUUUGACCAAGAAGAAGAUAUUUACCAGUUUGCUUACUGCUACCCAUACACAUAUACGCGCUUCCAGCAUUAUCUUGACAGCCUGCAAAAGAGAAAUAUGGAUUAUUUCUUUCGGGAGCAGCUCGGCCAGAGUGUGCAACAGCGGCAGCUUGACCUUCUGACAAUAACCAGCCCUGAAAAUCUCCGGGAAGGGGCAGAGCAGAAGGUGAUAUUCAUCACGGGCCGAGUGCACCCAGGGGAAACACCCUCAUCAUUUGUGUGCCAAGGAAUCAUUGACUUCCUUGUAAGCCACCACCCCAUUGCCUGUAUCCUACGAGAACACCUGGUCUUCAAGAUUGCUCCAAUGCUCAACCCCGAUGGGGUCUACUUGGGCAAUUACAGGUGUUCUCUGAUGGGGUUCGACCUGAAUCGUCACUGGCUGGAUCCCUCUCCGUGGGCCCACCCUACUCUGCAUGGGGUGAAACAGCUCAUCGUCAAGAUGUACAAUGACCCAAAAACAAGCCUAGAGUUCUACAUUGACAUCCAUGCCCACUCCACCAUGAUGAAUGGCUUCAUGUAUGGCAACAUCUUUGAGGACGAGGAACGGUUCCAAAGGCAGGCCAUUUUCCCCAAGCUCCUGUGCCAGAAUGCUGAGGACUUCUCCUACUCUAGCACAUCCUUCAAUCGGGAUGCUGUGAAAGCAGGAACUGGUCGUCGCUUCCUUGGUGGACUUCUGGACCAUACUUCCUACUGUUACACCCUAGAAGUCUCCUUCUACAGCUACAUCAUUGGGGGCACCACAGCUGCAGUGCCCUACACUGAAGAAGCCUACAUGAAGCUGGGGCGGAAUGUGGCGAGAACAUUUCUAGAUUAUUACCGGCUGAACCCCCUGUUGGAGAAGGUGACAAUUCCCAUGCCAAAACUACGGAAAGAAAAACCCCCUCCCUACAAGCACCCACUUCUACGGGGCCCGGCCAACAACCACCCUAACGGCAAAGGGGACAAGAAGAGCUCAGUGAACCACAAAGACCCUUCAAACCCUUUUUAA
Molecule: messenger RNA, 1609 nt
Organism: Octodon degus (degu)
Lineage: Eukaryota; Metazoa; Chordata; Mammalia; Rodentia; Octodontidae
Gene: Agbl4
Product: ATP/GTP binding protein like 4
Exons: 13
Coding region: 125-1609 (494 amino acids)
Biological process (GO): proteolysis
Molecular function (GO): zinc ion binding; metallocarboxypeptidase activity
Source: RefSeq, a predicted model, not a curated record